AUGCCUUACCCCUACACCUACGCAACCUUCCCCCCCAACCGCAAGAACAAAGGAUGCCCACCCUCCGCUAGCUCCCAAAGCCUGGCCCUGACAGCCCCCAUCUCCAAGGCAGAGCGAGCUUACACCCCCAAGUCCUACACCCAGCCAUCAGCCAUCCCCCCCAACCCCGCCAAAGCCCGCCAAGUCGCCGCAUGGCUCAUGAUGCAGCAGGCAGGUCCCUCCCCUGCUACCUCUGCCAUCCCCUCCUCCCUAGUCCCCGAGCGCAGCGAUGCCCAUCCCUCCACCAUCCAGUCAAACUCCGUGAGGGGCCUGACAACCAGGUACUACUCCUACGGCAGCUCUGCCCCCUCUGAGCCCAAGUCCCAGCCCACGGGGACCACGGAGAGAAGAGGCGCGGACCGCCCCUACGAUUACCAUCAGAAGCACCGGGUCAUGGGGUGGAUGGAUAAGCAGCCAGACACGUUCUCCGUGUCCAACGGCAUGCCGCCAUCUAUGCUUGGCGCCUGCGACAAGCAGUCUCCCCAUUGCCCUGAGCAUCAGGACGGGCAUUUCUGGAACGCAUAUGUUCUCCGCCGCAAUAGCCGUAGUCGCUUCUUGUUGAGCGUCUUGGGCGUCUUGGGUCUCAUGAUCGUUAUAGCUAUCAUCGUCGUCGUGGUCGUGGUGACGCGCCAGAAGAAGGCUUAA
Messenger RNA from [Torrubiella] hemipterigena, 684 nucleotides. Lineage: Eukaryota; Fungi; Ascomycota; Sordariomycetes; Hypocreales; Clavicipitaceae. The record is from the annotation of a GenBank genome assembly.